Messenger RNA from Hyla sarda, 3010 nucleotides. RefSeq names its product hexokinase-2-like. The coding region runs from base 145 to 2892 and encodes 915 amino acids. The record is from RefSeq and is a predicted model, not a curated record. NCBI's taxonomy places the organism in Eukaryota, Metazoa, Chordata, Amphibia, Anura, Hylidae. Gene Ontology annotation, molecular function: ATP binding; D-glucose binding; glucokinase activity. Gene Ontology annotation, biological process: glucose 6-phosphate metabolic process; glycolytic process; intracellular glucose homeostasis. Gene Ontology annotation, cellular component: cytosol; mitochondrion. The transcript is spliced from 19 exons.
GCAAGGGAGGAGAAAUACAUUGUAAUGCAGAGAAAGGAGGAUGACAUUGCAUGGAGGGUGUGUAUGAAGGAAAAAGUUUAUGAUAAAAGAAACUGGUCUUCCUUGUACAAAUCCCAUUACACGUCAUUGUAGCAACUUAGAGUUAUGGAUAAACCAGGAGCAGGUACAGUGGCCACUGCCCAACAGUCUGCGUGUGAAGAGGUUCAGAAAUGUCUGCAGCCUUUAUUUUUGACCCAGAAGCAGCUGGAAGCUGUGAGGGAUCUCAUAGCAGUCAACAUGGAAAGGGGACUAAAGAGAGAACCAGACCGCCCAUCAACCUUGAAAAUGCUCCCAACAUUUGUCCGUUCAACUCCACUUGGCACCGAAAGCGGUGAAUUCUUAGUGCUUGACCUUGGAGGGGCCAAAUUCCGAAUUGUUUGUGUGAUAUUGGACGGCUCUCGUGGAGCACAGAUGGAUAAUGAAGUAUAUGACAUUCCAGAGGAAAUAAUGACAGGGACAGGGCAGAAGCUAUUUGAUCAUGUGGCCGAAUGUCUUGGCCGUUUCCUUGAACAGCGAAACCUGAAGCACAAAAUUUUCCCCCUUGGAUUUACAUUUUCCUUCCCUUGUCUGCAGAGUCAGUUAGACAAGAGUGUUCUCAUUUCUUGGACCAAAGGAUUUUGCUGUUCUGGUGUGGAAGGACAGGAUGUGGUUCAACUGUUAAAAGAUGCCAUUCACAAGCGGGGGGAAUAUAAAGUUGAUGUUAUUGCCAUUGUCAAUGAUACAGUUGGGACAAUGAUGAGUUGUGGCUACAAAGAUCAUAGCUGUGAAGUUGGCUUUAUUGUUGGCACUGGUACUAAUGUCUGCUACAUGGAGGAGAUGGGCAAUGUAGAAGCUGUUGAAGGAGAUGAAGGUAAAAUGUGCAUUAAUGUGGAAUGGGGAGGAUUAGGUGAUGACGGAGAAAUAAAAGACAUUGAAACAGAGUACGACCAGCAAGUAGACCAGUCAUCCCACACACCUGGAAAGCAAAGGUUCGAUAAGAUGGUUAGUGGAAUGUACAUGGGUGAAAUUGUGCGUCAAAUACUGAUUAAACUGGCUAAUAAAGGGCUAUUGUUUGGUGGCAAACCAACCUCUCAACUACUUGCUAAAGAAGCAAUACAAACCAAAGACAUAUCAGAAAUUGAGAAUGACAAAUCUGGUUUAACAAAGGCUAAAGCUCUUUUGAUUUCACUGGGAUUUAAUCCGACUGAACGAGACUGUGCAAGGGUAAAAAGUGUCUGCAGUGCGGUGUCCACAAGAUCUGCAAAGUUGUGUGCUGCUGGACUUGCUGCAGUUUUCAACUGCAUUAAGAAUAAUCAUCAUGACCCAAUGGGACGUAUCACAGUGGGGGUGGACGGUUCUGUUUAUAAAACAAACCCGAAGUUUGGUGAACAUCUCAGUCAGGCCCUGAAGGAGUUGGCUCCAGACUGUCAAAUUAAGUUUCUAGUGUCUGAGGAUGGAAGUGGAAAAGGCACAGCUAUAGUAACCGCUGUAGCACAACGUCUUGCUGAACAAAGAUGCUUAAUCGAUAAAAUCCUGGAACCUCUUAUUAUGACCGAGGCAAAACUAGGAGAGGUAGAAAAACGCAUGAGAAUUGAAAUGGAAAGGGGUCUUCGGAAACUGACACAACCGGACGCUAUUGUAAAGAUGCUUCCCACGUUUGUGCGUGCUACACCAAAUGGGACAGAACGUGGAGAGUUUCUAGCACUUGACUUAGGAGGGACCAAUUUUCGGGUUUUAUAUACCCAUGUGGGCAUAAGAAGUGAGGGAGGAGUACAAAUGAAAAGCAAGACUUUUGCCUUGUCCACUGAAAUAAUCCAAGGGACUGGAGAAGAGCUCUUUGAUCACAUUGUGGAUUGCAUCACAGAAUUUCAAAAAGAAAACAACCUUCAAGGGAAAAGAUUGCCCUUGGGUUUUACAUUCUCCUUUCCCUGUAAGCAGAACAGUUUAGAUCAGGGUAUCCUGAUUUCUUGGACAAAGGGUUUCAGUGCUUCGGGAUGUGUGGGCGAGGAUGUGGUCAGGCUUCUCAGAGAAGCGGCUAUCAGGAAACAGAACUCUGACUUUUAUGUUAUAGCUCUAGUCAAUGAUACUGUGGGAACAAUGAUGUCCUGUGGAUAUGAUGAUCCAGCUUGUGAAGUAGGCCUGAUAGUAGGUACAGGGACCAAUGCUUGCUAUAUGGAGGAAAUGAAAAAUGUGGAGCUGCUGGAUGGAGCUGAAGGACAAAUGUGUAUUAAUAUGGAAUGGGGAGCAUUUGGAGACAAUGGCUGCUUGAAUGAUAUCACUACUACCUUUGAUCAAGAUGUUGACAAGAACUCUAUUAAUCCUGGAAAACAAAGAUAUGAGAAGAUGAUCAGUGGAAUGUACUUGGGAGAGAUUGUGCGGAAAGUUCUAAUAAAACUUACUCAAGAAAAAGUUUUAUUUGGUGGCAACAUCUCUGAGAAACUUAAUACAAGUGGUCUCUUUCCUACAAAGUUCUUGUCAAACAUUGAAAGUGAUACCCUUGGCUUACUGCAAGUUCGUGCCAUUCUAACUGAGUUAGGCCUGAAGAGCACAUGCGAUGAUACGGUGCUGGUGAAGGAGGUUUGUUGCACAGUGUCAAGAAGAGCAGCUCAACUGUGUGCUUCGGGCAUUGCUGCUGUAGUACAGAAGAUCAGAGAGAACAGGAGUCUUGAGCAUCUCAAAAUCACUGUUGGAGUGGAUGGAACCCUGUACAAGCUACAUCCUCACUUUGCAGCAGUGGUUAUGAAGACUGUGAAGAUGCUGGCCCCAGAAUGUGAGGUUACCUUCCGUCUUUCUGAAGAUGGCUCUGGAAAAGGGGCAGCUUUAAUAACUGCAGUCGCCUGCCGUGUUGCUGGUACCGAGCCACUGCCAGCGUAACAAAGACCAAAUAGUAACAAGCCUAAGUACUUGUCUUCUGCUAAACAAUAUUGUCUGUCUUUUUUCUAUUUAUAUUGAUUGUUGCUGUAAUAUUUGUAAAAAAAUUAAAAGUUUUGCA